Molecule: messenger RNA, 1494 nt
Organism: Oppiella nova
Lineage: Eukaryota; Metazoa; Arthropoda; Arachnida; Sarcoptiformes; Oppiidae
Source: the annotation of a GenBank genome assembly
AUGGGAAGGGAUGAGUGGCGGACAGCACAGGAACAGUACAAAUGGCUGCUCUUGAGCUGCGAAACGGUUCCCGUGUUUGCCAACAAUGGUCUCAAGACAUCGUUGGAGUCAAACAGCGAUCAGUCCUUUCAGGCCCUCCUGUCCUCUAACCUAACCCUCAGUCGUACGGAAUAUUUUGCGCUUAAACUCUAUUACGAUGUCGGAUACUAUGGAAUUCAUUCAUACGGUGGGGAUCGGGAUAUAUACGGCGUUAGGCAUAUCGACGAUGUGGUGGUCUUUGACGAGGACCUACCAGCCCUCGAGGACUGUCGUGAAGUACUAGACUUCGCAAACAAUUGGCUACAGAAGCGAGAGAUAUGGGAUGUCAUAUCGUGCGAGACUGUAGGCGCCAUAAUUAUGAUCAAGUUCACUGAUGGUGGUCGAGUAAUAGCCAAAAAACUACUGACCAUUUACUCUAUCAACGAUGAGAGCCUAUUAAGUCAAUCGGGGGCGCCGUAUAAUACAUAUCUGUUGGCGGGAACGACAUGUUUUCGGGUGAAACUGUUGAGGCUAUGGGUGCGACCGUUUGAUAGCCAUGAAUACAAUGAGAAGGUUCGACCCAUUGUUCCGCAGAUACAGUUCCGCGACUUUGGACCUCGGGUUCUGGACUCAUGUAGUAAUAGGUUUGAAAGCAUCGAUGAGGUGGUGGCGCGACUUAACGGUGCCAUUAAUGCCGAAGAGAUUACGGGAAAAGUGUUGAACAUCCAGACAUUAGCGUGUAGUGCCACUCAGGACUGGCAGAUGGACUCUGGGUCAUCUGUGUCUAACUCAUGGGUAGGAAAUGUCGUAUACGUAUUGAGAGUUUUCUAUGUGUUGGGGCCCAUACAUGAGGAGGAGGUAGGGUUGGCUGACUUUGUGCCCCAGUAUCUGGAAGAAGGUUUGUUUAGGAAACCUAAGUUCGAGUCCCAGUCCUGUGGAUUACGGAAAGCCUCGAAAUGGUUGUCCGAAAACCCGGAAAUAAACUUUUGUAGUGCGAUGUCAUUGGAUGUGAAACUCAAGUCAAUGGUAUCGAUUGACACGAAACAGAUGUCUGUCACCCGAGAGACCGGAGAUUUCAAUCGAAUCCUUCGCAUAGCGUAUACCAAACCCCGGGAGGUGUCGGGAGACAUACCCAUCAGCUCUACACUACCACCCCCUCCGCCCGUAUACCUCGAGCAACGGGUGUUUCUCCUACAUAAAGAUUAUUCAAUGAUAAAACAUGUGAUCAAUGACUUCAUGGGAAGGGAUGAGUGGCGGACAGCACAGGAACAGUACAAAUGGCUGCUCUUGAGCUGCGAAACGGUUCCCGUGUUUGCCAACAAUGGUCUCAAGACAUCUCUAGAAGCUAUCAGUGAUCAGUCCUUUCAGACCCUACUGUCCUCUAACCACACACUCUGUAGUUCAGAGUAUUUUGCAUUUAAACUCUAUUACGAUGUCGGAUACUAUGGCAUCGAUCACCUUGGUAAUAUUAAAUUA